Plenodomus lingam JN3 is the source of this 2247-nucleotide messenger RNA. Lineage: Eukaryota; Fungi; Ascomycota; Dothideomycetes; Pleosporales; Leptosphaeriaceae. The record is from RefSeq and is a predicted model, not a curated record.
AUGUACCUGAGCCAAAUCGCUCAUGCUCUUUUAACUAUUGCAACUGUUACAACCGCUGCGAGUCAUGUGACUUCAGAUGAGCAUUCGGGCUGGCUAGAUGGCUCUGGUGAUGUAGGCCCAGGUGCGACGGCCCUAGUGCGACCUUUCCGGCUCAAUCAGGUGCAUCUCGGGGAAGGCCUACUACAGGAGAAACGUGAUCAAAUAAAGGACUUUGUGCGCACGUACGACGAGCGGCGCUUCUUAGUUCUUUUCAACAAGGUGGCUGGUAGAGCCAACAUCACCAAUCUCAGCCCGCCUGGAGGAUGGGAGGAUGGCGGGUUAUUGAGUGGGCACUGGACGGGACACUACAUGUCGGCAUUGUCACAAGCAUACAUUGAUAAAGGCGAGUCCAUCUUCAAGGAAAAGCUCGACUGGAUGGUUGCCGAAUUGGCUGCUUGUCAGGAAGCAUAUACGGAGUACAAACAACCCACACAUCUAGGCUAUCUAGGUGCACUCCCCGAAGAUACUGUACUACGUCUUGGCCCACCUCGCUUUGCGGUAUACGGAUCUAAUAUCAGCACUGAUACAUGGGCAGGAUGGUAUACGCAACAUAAAAUCAUGCGGGGGCUUCUGGACGCGUACUACAACGCCAACAAUACCCAGGCACUCGACAUCGUUAUCAAAAUGGCCGAUUGGGCGCAUCUUGCCCUCACCGACACGUACAUUGCUGGCGAAUUCGGUGGAGCUAAUGAGGUGUUUCCAGAGAUUUAUGCCUUGACUGGCGAAGAAAAGCACCUGCAGACAGCUAAGGCCUUUGACAACCGUGAAUCCCUCUUCAGCGCAGCUGUUUCAGAUCAGGAUAUCCUCGUCAUGACACCGGAGAGAAAACCCGGUCGGCGGCGUCGCGAGCGUCUUCACGCUAAUACUCAUGUGCCACAGUUCAUUGGCUAUCUCAGGAUCUAUGAACACACUGGUUCAAAUGAGUACCUAUUGGCAGCCAAAAAUUUCUUCGGGUGGGUAGUGCCACACCGUGAGUUUGCCAGUGGCAGCACUGGCGGCAAUGUUCCUGGUUUCAGUGCAAACCCAGAACUUUUUCAAAAUCGGGACAACAUCGCCAACUCUAUUGCCGACGAGGGUGCAGAGACAUGUAUAACAUACAACACCCUCAAUCUAGCACGAAACUUAUUUCUGGAUGAGCACAAUGCAACCUACAUGGACCACUGUGAACGCGGUCUGUUCAACAUGAUCGCCGGGUCGCGGGUCGACACCAGCAACAAUUCUGACCCCCAACUCACCUACUUCCAGCCUUUGUCUCCAGGUUUUGGACGUGAGUAUGGUAAUACUGGUACAUGCUGCGGUGGCACUGGUAUGGAGAGUCACACCAAGUACCAGGAAACGGUUUACCUACGCUCUGCUCAUAGCCCCGUUCUCUGGAUUAAUCUGUUCAUUCCGUCAACAUUGCAUUGGAUGGAAAGGGGCUUUGCAAUCAAACAAGAGACAAAUUUUCCACGUGAGGGGUCAACCAAAUUGACCAUCGCCGGAGAAGGCGCACUGGUGAUCAAGCUACGAGUACCUGGCUGGGUUCGCAACGGCUUUGCAGUCACCAUUAACGGGGAGGCUCAGGCCACCAAAAACGUACAGCCUAGCACCUACCUGUCCCUGAAGCGGAUUUGGAAAACAAACGACGUGAUCGAAGUGCAGAUGCCCUUGAGCAUUCGGACUGAGCGUGCCAUCGACCGCCCAGACACACAGGCAGUGAUGUGGGGUCCAGUGCUAUUACAAAUUGUUGGCAAGCCAGCUGGGGGAGGUUAUUGGCAGCUGUCGCUAUACCGGUACCUAAAGCGAAAUGGGGACUACCGCCAUACUGGUAUAAAACAAACAAGCGAAACAUCGAACGGUAAUCCGUUAUUCGCCACUACUUCCUCGAACAAUAAUAGCUUGACGCUGCGACCGUACUACAUCAGUGACACACAACCCGUGUCGUCGUACUUUCGAAGCGUCGAGCAGACUGUAGUCUUUGGUUCUAUCAAUACCGGUGUACCGAAUUGGAAGCGCAACGAUCGUCUACCCAGAUACGAUGUGCCGGUUGCUAACAUCACCUCACUAGGUACUAAUGGGCCAACCUUCCUUCAUGUUCUGUGGGAUCAGGCGCCCUUCGCAACCUAUGCAGCGUUUGUCCAAGCAGUCAUUUUAACUACUGAUUUAUUUGUUUCUGCUCGUGUAUUCACGUCUAGUGAAAGGGAUAGCAUUAUUAAACAAGCAGGCUAA